UAAACAGUAAUGAUUGACUGUAUGGAGUGUUUCAUUCGCUCUUUGUUCAAGGCCAAAUAAAGUAGUAGCGAGAGAAAAUGGCACUUUCGUCGAUCUUUUAAAAGUUCAGAAAAGCUGUGAGCUGCUAACGUGUACCCUCGGUCAGUUAGAUAGCUAGAUAGCUAGUUAUUCGAUUCAGUUUCGGCGAUAUGUCUAUUCUGCCAGGGCGAGAAGACGAGUCCACGGAGUUUCCUCCGGAUUGGGCAGAUGAUGAGCGCAUGUCCUUCUUGUUCUCGGCUUUUAAAGAGAACCGGGAGGUCAACACCGCAGACUGGGACAGUAAAAUUGAUUUUUGGACGCCGCUGAUCAUCAGCAGUUGCAGGCGCCGUGGAGCCGUUUGUGUCAGCUUGAAUGAACUGAACCAGAUUUUUCAGAGAAAGGGCAGUAUGCCUCUGGGGUUGGGUACCGUAAUUCAGGCCAUGACCAGGUGCGGCAAGGUGCAGAAAGAGUCAGAGUUUGCGGCAAACGUGGACUCUGGCUGGCUGUCGUGGGGUGUGGGGCUCUUACUGGUGAGGCCGCUGAAAUGGACACUGUCCACCCUUCUGGGCAGCAAUCGGGUCCCCCUGGAGGAGUCCUUCGUGGUCAUUGAGCUGGUUAAGGAGAAGGCAGCGGAGUUGCUGGACGCAUACCGGCGCUCCCCGCUGGCCGGCCGCGCCCUCCUGUCCUUCCAGGAGCUGCGCACGCUGUGCAGCCAUGUGUGCCAGGACGAGACCACCCUGUGCCUGGCUCUGCUGCAGCUCCAGAGGGAGAAGCAGGUGACCGUGUCCCUGCAUGAGGGAGAGAAGAUUGUGAAGUUCUCCCAGCCCGGCCAGGGCCGCGUGUCCCCGGUCAGCGAUGUUGACCUGGGGAUCUACCAGCUCCAGCGCAGCGAGAAGCUGCUGGGAGAGAGGGUGGAGGAGCUGGGUCAGGAGGCCGAGAGAUGCAGAGAUGAGGCAAAGGCAUUGCUGCGAGAGGGGAAGAAAUCUCAGGCUCUGUGGUGCCUGAGGGGGCGGAAGCGCAUGGAGAAGAGGGCGGACCGUCUGUACGCCCAGCUGGAGACCAUUAAGGGGAUUCUAGACAGGAUCGCACACUCGCAGACCGACCGCCUGGUUAUGCAAGCGUACCAGGCCGGAGUGGCUGCCCUCAGAGUCUCCCUAAAGGACGUGACGGUGGAACGAGCAGAGAGCCUGGUAGAUCAAAUCCAGGAGCUGUGCGACUCUCAGGAUGAGGUCAACCAGACCCUGGCAGGGGCAGCGCUCGACUCCUCCGGUGUGGACACAGACGAGCUGGAGGAAGAGCUGAAGUCCCUAUUGGACGAGUCUGCCACAGACGAACAGCCCGGACUGCCAGAAGUUCCUUCUCAGCCCCUCCCAUCCAGAGGAGCUCCAGCUGCUCUCAGUGACAGUUUCCUGAGCUCCCUGCCCGCUGUACCACAGUCCUCCUUUGGAAUCACUGACGAGGAGCUAGACAGGGAGUUGAGUCGCCUCACUCUCAGUGACACAGGUGUAUCGCAAAGAGACAGUAUCUCGCCCGUGAAGAGGCCUGAGACAGCUCAGUGACAGGCCGAAGCACACUCGAUCCCAGGGAGUGCCUGAAAAGACCAGCCCUGAGCACUGAGUCUCAGGAGGCUGCAAAGAGUCAUUGGAAAAAGCAAUCGAAACAAUGAAUUUUGCAACAUGUAUAUCUCUGUUUGUUAUGUCUUUGAUUUAUUAUAUUUUUCCUUUUUAAACUUUCAAUUUUAAGAGAGGCCUUUUGAAAAUUGUAUCUGUAUCUGUCUGUUUCUCUGUAAUAAAAUGACUGAAAAGUAAGACGGGAAAUAA
Molecule: messenger RNA, 1838 nt
Organism: Anguilla rostrata (American eel)
Lineage: Eukaryota; Metazoa; Chordata; Actinopteri; Anguilliformes; Anguillidae
Gene: chmp7
Product: charged multivesicular body protein 7
Exons: 11
Coding region: 189-1577 (462 amino acids)
Biological process (GO): vesicle budding from membrane; late endosome to vacuole transport via multivesicular body sorting pathway
Cellular component (GO): multivesicular body; ESCRT III complex
Source: RefSeq, a predicted model, not a curated record